AUGUUAUUAACUACUGUAGUACCAAUAAUUCCUGAAUAUCUUUUGAGAAUAUCUCAUCCUAAUCAAACUGAUGAAAUUUUAAGUAAGAAAUUACCCAGUAAUCCAUCAGGUAUUAGAGGAAAAAGAGAUGCAUGGGAUGAUGAUUCAUGGGAUUUACCUAUGAGUCCAAAUGAAAAUAUUGACUGGGAUGAAAGUCCAUUUAGUGGAAUGAAACCACCAACAACGAAAAUAUUUUCAAAACCAAAAAAUACAAGUAGUCGCAAACAAUUUUAUAAAGGAAAAUUUAAAAAUAGAAUGACAAACAAAAAAAAACCCACAUCCGACAAAUUAUCUGACAAGGAAUAUUAUUUAAAAAUUGAAAAGGAAAAAAAACUAAGACAUGAUACAUUAUCAGAAGAAAAUAUUCAAGUUGGAUUAAUGUUUGGAUCAAAAGCUUUAGUACAAUUAAUAGCAAAUCCAAUGGUUGGCCCAUUAACAAAUAAAAUUGGAUAUACAAUACCUAUGUUUCUUGGAUUUGUUGUAAUGUUUCUUUCAACAUUAAUGUUUGCUUUUGGUUCUUCAUUUAGUACUCUUUGGUUUGCAAGAGCUUUACAAGGUAUAGGUUCUGCAUGUACUAGUACUUCAGGUAUGGGAAUGCUUGCUCAAGCAUAUACUGAUGAUUUAGAACGUAGUACUGCUAUGGGAAUUGCAUUAGGUGGUCUAGCUUUAGGUGUUUUAGUUGGACCACCAUAUGGUGGGAUACUAUACCAAUGGGCUGGAAAAGAAUUACCAUUUAUUUUGUUAGCAUUAUUAGCAUUAUGUGAUGGUUUAUUACAAUUUUGUGUAUUAGAACCUAAAGUAGAUAAAGGAGAACAAGAAGGAAAUACAAUGAAACAAUUAAUAAAAGAUCCAUAUAUUAUUGUUGCUGCAGGUUCAAUAACAAUUGGUAAUUUAGGAAUAGCAAUGUUAGAACCAUCUCUUCCAUUAUGGAUGAUGGAAAGUUGGCAAGCUAGUUCAUUUGAACGUGGUAUUGCUUUUCUUCCAACAAGUAUUUCUUACUUAAUUGGUACAUCAAUUUUCGGACCAUUAGCUCACAAAAUUGGUCGAUGGUUAAGUGCUUUUAUAGGCCUUAUCAUCAUUGGUUUUUGUUUAAUUGCUAUUCCUGGAGCAGAAAGUGUUUAUGGUUUAAUUGUACCUAAUUUUCUUAUGGGAUUUUCAAUAGUUGAUAUAAGACAUGUUGGUGUUUAUGGAUCAAUUUAUGCUAUUGCAGACGCAGCAUUUUGUUGUGCCUUUGCUCUUGGACCUUUUGUUAGUGGUCCAUUGGUAAGAAAUUUAGGUUUUCCUUCAAUGAUGUAUAUAAUUGCUGUAAUUAAUUUUAUUUAUGCACCAUUUAUGUACUUACUUAAAAGUCCUCCACCUAUUUCAAAUCAAGGUUCAUCAAAUCCUGAACCACCAUCAAUUAAUCCAAGAAAUCUUGGUUCUGAAAAUCAAUAUCAAUAUGUUGAUGGUAUCACUAAUGAAAAUGUCACUCGUAUGCAAGGAUAUCAAUAUGAUUAUUAA
Strongyloides ratti is the source of this 1539-nucleotide messenger RNA. Its product is annotated as Major facilitator superfamily and Major facilitator superfamily domain, general substrate transporter and Major facilitator superfamily domain-containing protein. Lineage: Eukaryota; Metazoa; Nematoda; Chromadorea; Rhabditida; Strongyloididae. Gene Ontology annotation, cellular component: synaptic vesicle membrane; terminal bouton. The transcript is spliced from 3 exons. Gene Ontology annotation, molecular function: serotonin:sodium:chloride symporter activity. The record is from RefSeq and is a predicted model, not a curated record. Gene Ontology annotation, biological process: aminergic neurotransmitter loading into synaptic vesicle; transmembrane transport. Bases 1 to 1539 code for a protein of 512 amino acids.